Betta splendens (Siamese fighting fish) is the source of this 2085-nucleotide messenger RNA. RefSeq names its product nudix (nucleoside diphosphate linked moiety X)-type motif 7 (gene nudt7). The coding region runs from base 466 to 1200 and encodes 244 amino acids. Gene Ontology annotation, biological process: nucleoside diphosphate metabolic process; coenzyme A catabolic process. Gene Ontology annotation, molecular function: manganese ion binding; acetyl-CoA hydrolase activity; coenzyme A diphosphatase activity. Lineage: Eukaryota; Metazoa; Chordata; Actinopteri; Anabantiformes; Osphronemidae. The record is from RefSeq and is a predicted model, not a curated record. The transcript is spliced from 3 exons.
CGUCGGAACGCGGCUUAUGCAGUCGAUUAUAUUAAUUUGACACUUGUUAAUUAAAUUAAUUUCGGAAGCAAACGUAUAAUCAAAAUGAAAUACUUGCUAACUAGCUUGGGCUCACAUCGUUUAGUUUAAACCUAAGGUCAAACGAGCCGCAAAAAUUCUGAAUGACCUACUUUAAAUUAGUUUAAUUUACAUUAGUGUCAUUCGGGAUAAAUAUAACAGGUACCUUGUAGCUUGAGUUUACUAGAGCACUGCAUUCAUGAAUUUACACGUAACCGACUGCUUAGAUAACAUUGGGGUUAGCUUCUAUGCUAACUUGUCGAUUUGUGAUGACGUCAGUUGUAGCAGACAACUUCUAAAUGAACCCUUUUUCAUUUACCUACGCGAGGAACUGAUUUACGUGAUGCUGCAAGUCAUUCGUCUCCUUAACGGGCAGGAAACAUCGCACAGAUUAUUUAUUGUGUGUUGAUGCUUUGGAGCAUUUCCUGUGUUUUUUUAGUUGUGCUCUUCCUGUUGUCAGAGCGAACAGGUGCAAUGAGCGUUAAAGAGGAGGCGAUGGCUGUUUUAAAGCAGUUCGACAUCGGGGACAGGUUCUCGUACCUGAGGUGGCUGCCUAAAGCGUCGGUGCUGAUCCCACUGUUGGAGAAGAAUGGGCGGCUGUACACACUGUUGACCCUGCGGUCAAAGGAGCUGAGAACCAGUGCUGGUGAGGUGUGUUUCCCCGGUGGGAAGAGAGACCCCAGUGACAGAGAUGAUGUGGACACCGCUCUCAGAGAGGCAGAGGAGGAGAUAGGUCUGCCCCAUGAUGAAGUUCAGGUGGUCUGUACAUUAUUCCCUGUCAUUAAUAAGAACGGUCUGUUGGUGACCCCGGUGGUCGGCUUUAUAGAGGAGUCCUUCUGUCCCUGUCCAAAUCCAGCUGAGGUCAGUGCCGUGUUCAUGGUUCCUCUGGACUUCUUCAUCAGUGACAAGGAUCACAGUUCUACCUAUGGCGGCACUGGGAUCGUGGGACCACUGCACUCAUUUUACUUUGUAGAACCAGAAUCAGGGAACCAGUAUCACAUAUGGGGCCUGACGGCUGUGUUCGCCAUCCUGGUGGCUGUGAUCGCUCUCAGGAAAAGACCAGAGUUCAAUAUUAGUUUUAACCUGACGGACCCGUCUUCCUACUUCCAAAAGCUGCUCUACAAAAGGAUCAGUAAACUUUGACCAAGCCAGUCACCUACUGUUAAAGUAACUAAAGCUAGACCUGGUUAAGGGGAUCAAUCACACUACAUGCAUAUUUGUACUGAGACUUAUUUUUAACACUUUGAAACAGUAUUUUCCACUGGGAAGCUCCAACUAGAACAAACUCCCCACUGCGGGACUAUUAAAGGUUUUCUUAGUGACAGUGGGAUACAAAGGAGUCAAAUCAAGAGGUUUAGAUUUUUAUUAAUUCAUUUAAUGUAGCAGCAAGAUUACAGAUAAACAGAAGAGUAUACAAAUGUCCAGACCAAGGCAAAGUACAUGUUAAUAAUAGUUUAGAUGUAUGGUAACACACUGGGGUUGACCUUUAUCCCUACUGCAGGGUUUUAAGGCUAGAUACUAAAGCUCAAGCUACACAGAACGAAUACAACCGAACUGUUGAAUGUGAAAUAGAAAGCGAACUAGGAAAAGUGAGCAAACUGAUUACACACGAGAUACAGCUCACACUAUUGGCAAUUAACGGUUAAUUUGUCAUGGUUGCUCCUUUUGAUCAAGCAGUUCACAGCAACAAUAGUAAUGUUGAAAAGCACAUCAACACAAGAAAGCGCUCCAUGAAACAAUCUCCACUGUCUUGUCCCUUUUACCUCACAUGUACAGAUCUCAUGAGGCAUGAAAAAAAAAGGUCUAACAAAAUAACCUAGUUGACGAUUCACUGCUUAAGCUGCACAAUAUCAGGUUGAGAGUAAUCACGGAUAUCUUGUGAUGGGUUUUCAAAUAGACAAUAGAUAGACAAUAUUAACACAACUAUAUUGGAUGGGCUGUGGGUAUGCUUGUCUUCUGGAAAUAAGGUUGAAUCACUGAAAAUUGUUUUGAUGUUAAACAGUCUUGGAGAAUAAAAGUGACAAAGAG